Molecule: messenger RNA, 1470 nt
Organism: Lolium rigidum
Lineage: Eukaryota; Viridiplantae; Streptophyta; Magnoliopsida; Poales; Poaceae
Product: outer envelope protein 39, chloroplastic
Exons: 11
Coding region: 47-1132 (361 amino acids)
Biological process (GO): embryo development ending in seed dormancy; chloroplast organization
Cellular component (GO): outer membrane
Source: RefSeq, a predicted model, not a curated record
CGCUCCCCCGCAUGAGCCCGGGCACCCGCCGCCGCCGUCCGCAGCCAUGGGAGCCCAGCAGAGCGUCAAUGCCGGCAAAGCCAAGGUGGAUGUGCACGUCGACCUCACCCACAUGCUCUGCGAGGCGCUCCUGCUGCCGCCCCUGAGCAGCUCCAGCGCCAACAUCUCGCAGAUCGUCGGGAGGAUCUCCCUCAAACAUCCAAGCCUAUUUGGGAGGAGCGAGAAGUUGGACGUCAUACUGGAUAAGGGUAUCAAUGACUCUAAUGUUGUUGUUGCCUUUAGACGCCCAAGGCCCGAAUGGUUAUCGCAGCAGUCCUUUGUCAUUCAGCACUCGAUGUCACCAGAAAUUGCUGUUCAUGGUUUUCCGGCUGACAACUUCACGCGGUCAGGGAGCAGAGGGGUAAAUCUAAGCCGGUUGUCACUUGGUGUGGAGCUUAAUGAACCAACAACUUCAAACUGGACUUCUGGAACCAGUGUUAAGUUUGAGCAUAUCCGUCCUGUUAAUAAUGACGGGCGCUCCAUAGCCAGGGACCAUGACGGCUUUCCCCUAACAUGCAGUGGUAAUCUCCAUGACAAUAUGAUUAUCUUGAAGCAAGAGUCUGGUUAUGCAGAUAUUAAGGAUAAUAGCUUCUUAAGAGUUAAUUUCCAAAUGGAACAAGGAUUGCCGCUCGUACCUAAAUCACUAACUUUCAACAGAGUUAAAUGUGCUGUUUCAAAAGGCAUUAAAUUGGGGCCAACAUUUUUGGUUACUAGCUUGACAGGAGGUUCUAUUGUGGGUGAUAUGGCACCAUAUCAAGCAUUUGCAAUAGGUGGACUUGGUAGCGUCCGGGGUUAUGGCGAGGGUGCAGUUGGUUCAGGAAGACUGUGCCUAGUUGGUAACUGCGAAUAUACUGUUCCUUUGGCAAAGCAUCUUGAAGGUUCUCUUUUCAUGGACUGCGGCAGUGAUUUAGGAUCUGCUCGUCAUGUUCCUGGCAAUCCAGCUCUUCGGCAAGGGAAACCGGGAUUUGGUGUUGGAUUUGGAUAUGGGGUCCACUUUAACACAGACCUAGGUCAAAUCCGAGUCGACUACGCGAUGAACGCCUUCAGUCGCAAGACCUUCUACUUCAGCAUCAACAGUGGUUCUGGCACAUAGAUUCUCAAGCAGACAAGCACACAACUGACAUAGCAUAGGGUUACCGCCUAUUUGAUUCGUGAGAUGCCAUGGAAUAACUCUCCCCAGUUGAGCGAGAAUUAUGUUUUUCUCUUCCCUUCUUUGUUCAUGAAUUGUACAGAGUUAGGACUUAGGAGCUGUUUUAUUUGCUGCUACAAUUUUUGCCGAUAUGUUGUGUCGAAAUCAUCACUAGUUUGACUUGCCUUUUGGGCCGUUGCUAUAUGUUGUACAAUGCUUGCAUUGAAAGGGAAAGAGAUAUUGUAACGCCACUUGUUCUUUACUAUCCACAGAACAAAUAUUGCAAUUUUCUGGGUCUGAAA